AUGAUGAUGAGAAGGGACAAGUACGUGUUGUUGGCCGAUGCAACCGUUGCUUUGGCCAAUAAGUUGGGAGUUGCGUAUCUCAAGAGAUCAAUAUCUAAAGAACUUGAUGACUAUAGUGAAGAUUACAGGCAGAUGGUGUUGGAAAUAAUUGAAAAGUUGUUGGCAUGUCCUGAUAAUUCAUCGGAUCGCAAUGCUCAGUUGGAAGACGCCUUUCAGGAUAUCGCCUACUUGUUGAAUGCUCAUAUGGACUGUAGCGAAGGAUUGAAUCUUGAUUUUAUCGAAGGGGGAACUACUCCCAGCUACGCGCGCUUCACCUUCGACGCCACCCUGUACCCGCCGGAGGACGACGACGACUACAUCAUAAUCGGGACCAUCGGCUGCCCUCUCGCUGCCACCCUCUCCGCCGCCGGCCACCACGUCCUCCUCCUCGAGCGCGGCGGGACCCCCGACGAGUUCCCCUCCCUCAGCUCCCAGGACGGAUUCCUCCAAACCCUGGUUGCCGCCAACAGCCUCGAUUCCCCCGCCCAGUCCUUCGUCUCCGACGACGGCAUCACCAAGGCUCGCGGUAGAGUCCUCGGCGGAUCGUCGGCGAUCAACGCGGGAGGAGGGGGAACUACUCCCAGCUACGCGCGCUUCACCUUCGACGCCACCCUGUACCCGCCGGAGGACGACGACGACUACAUCAUAAUCGGGACCAUCGGCUGCCCUCUCGCUGCCACCCUCUCCGCCGCCGGCCACCACGUCCUCCUCCUCGAGCGCGGCGGGACCCCCGACGAGUUCCCCUCCCUCAGCUCCCAGGACGGAUUCCUCCAAACCCUGGUUGCCGCCAACAGCCUCGAUUCCCCCGCCCAGUCCUUCGUCUCCGACGACGGCGUCCCCAAGGCUCUCGGCAGAGUCCUCGACGGAUCGUCGGCGAUCAACGCCGGAUUCUACAGCCGGGCUCACAGGGAGUUCUUUAACGCUUACGGUGUCGAGUGGGACCCGGAGAUGGUGGAGAAGGCGGUGGGGUUUAGGCCGGAGCUGAAGAGUUGGGUGUCCGCAGUGAGGGAUGGAUUGAUCAAGGCGAGUACUUUCGAUUCAAGCGGGAGGAGGCAUAGUGCUGCUGAUUUGCUGGCAUUGGCGAACGCGGAGAAUUUGAGGGUGCGACUAGGGCUAGCGUGGAGAGGAUCUUGCUCAAUUCAAAUCUAUCCUCAGAUCAAAAAACCAAACUCCAAAACGAGAUUCCUCCAGCUCCCGCCAUCGGACCCUCCCCUGUAGCCGCGAUCACAUCACCGACGCCCUGCACCUCCAUUGACUUCGGCCUCCUCUGCAUCCGGCUGUCUCCUCCUACCCUACAGUCAUCGUGGUCGCAGCCUCCUGCCCUACAGUCGUCGUGGUAACACCAUACCUGCCGCCGGUCACGUCACCGACUCCCUGCUCCUCCGUCGACGCUUCCCUACAAGAGAACUCCACCGAGCAGGCCUCCUGAUCGUUGAUGAUCUUGGAGUCAAUGACCUCGCCGCCUGGAGAUCUAGAGGCUUCGGAGGCCCUCUGGUGAAGACGAAGCCCGAGGAUGAAGACCAAAGCCCUCGGAUUUGUUCGGGUUGGAUUUCGUCGGGUUGAAGAGGGAGGCGGCUAGGUUAGGGCUCUGAUACCAUAUUGAAAAUUAGGGUUUUUUUAAUUCACUUUCUCACUGAUAGAAUAGAUUGGCUUAUAUAGCCUUACACCCACAUUUACACAAAACCCCCUCUAAUAUUCUCUAAUUACAUUAUCUUUUCAACAAGUGGUUACCAAGAUAACAAUGAAAACCUUACCUUACGUGGCGUGAUCUCGCCCACUGAAAGUGAUGUGGGCAAUAAGGAUU
Molecule: messenger RNA, 1843 nt
Organism: Asparagus officinalis (garden asparagus)
Lineage: Eukaryota; Viridiplantae; Streptophyta; Magnoliopsida; Asparagales; Asparagaceae
Source: RefSeq, a predicted model, not a curated record